This is a messenger RNA of Lathyrus sativus (Indian pea), 2655 nucleotides long. Lineage: Eukaryota; Viridiplantae; Streptophyta; Magnoliopsida; Fabales; Fabaceae. The record is from the annotation of a GenBank genome assembly.
AUGUCUUCACUCUGUAUAUUCCUCUUCCUCCUUUCUCUGACCUUCACCCUCACUUCAUCUUCUUCAGAAGCUGAAACCCUACUUUCCUUCAAAUCCACCAUUCAAGACACCAAAAACACAUUAUCAACAUGGUCCAGCACUUCCUCAAACCAUUUCUGUAACUGGACUGGAAUCUCAUGUUCUUCAACUUCAUCGCCAUUUUCAGUAACUUCUGUUAACCUUCAAAACCUAAACCUUUCCGGUGAUAUCUCAUCUUCUAUAUGUAGCCUCCCAAAUCUCUAUGAUCUUAACCUUGCUAAUAAUGCAUUUAACCAACCUAUUCCACUUCAUCUUUCUCAAUGUAGUUCAUUGAAAAGUUUGAAUCUUAGUAAUAAUCUUAUCUGGGGUACUGUCCCAUCUCAGAUUUCUCAGUUUGGUUCAUUGUUAGUGCUUGAUUUGAGUAGAAACCAUAUAGAAGGAAACAUCCCUGAUAGUUUUGGUUCGUUGAAAAAUCUUCAAGUGCUUGAUAUGAGUACUAACUUGCUUUCUGGUGACGUGCCUAAGGUGUUUGGUAAUUUGUCUAAGCUGGAAAUUCUUGAUUUGUCUUUGAAUCCUGACUUGGUGAGUGAGAUUCCUGAAGAUAUUGGGGAGCUUGGGAAUCUGAAGCAACUUCUUUUGCAGAGUUCGGCUUUUCAAGGUGAAAUUCCUGAGUCAUUGAAGGGUUUGGUUAGUUUAACUCAUUUAGAUCUCUCUGAGAAUAAUCUUACUGGUGAAGUUCCAAAGAGUGUUGUGUCUUCUCUUAAGAACAUUGUUUCUUUUGAUGUUUCACAGAACAAGCUUUUAGGUUUGUUUCCAGAUGGUUUGUGUAAAGGAGGAAAAGGGCUUAUAAGUUUAAGUCUUCAUACAAAUGGGUUUACUGGGUUGAUACCAAACUCAACUAGUGAAUGUGAGAGUCUUGAGAGAUUUCAAGUUCAGAACAAUGGUUUCUCUGGUGAUUUUCCUGUUGUGUUGUUUUCACUUCCUAAGAUUAAGCUCAUUAGAGGUGAAAACAAUAGGUUUACAGGACAAAUACCUGAGUUGAUCUCAGAAGCUUCUCAGUUAGAGCAAGUUCAGCUUGAUAAUAACCUUUUUGAUGGUGAAAUUCCUUCGGGUAUUGGGUUAGUUAAAAGCUUAUACAGAUUUUCUGCUUCUUUAAAUCAUUUCUAUGGUGAAAUUCCUCCUAAUUUUUGUGAUUCACCAGUUAUGAGUAUCAUGAAUCUCUCUCACAAUUCUCUUUCUGGUCAUAUCCCUCCGCUGAAAAAAUGCAGGAAGUUAGUUUCACUCUCUUUAGCUGAUAACAGUUUAACCGGGGAAAUUCCUAAUUCUCUAGCUGAACUACCUGUGCUUACUUACCUUGAUCUCUCAGAUAACAAUCUCACUGGUUCAAUUCCACAAGGUCUUCAAAACUUGAAGCUUGCACUUUUCAACGUUUCCUAUAAUCAGUUAUCUGGAAAAGUACCAUUCUCGUUGAUUUCCGGUCUUCCUGCAUCAUUUUUGGAAGGAAAUUCUGGUCUAUGUGGUCCUGGACUGCCGAAUUCAUGUUCUGAUGAUGACAAGCCAAGACACCAUGUUGCUUCUGGUUUUACAACCUUGGUGUGUGCUUUAAUCUCUCUAGCCUUUGUUGCUGGAAUUUCUCUUGUUGCUGGUGGAUUUAUAUUGUAUAGGAGAUCUAACAAAGGGAAUGAAGGUUCGGUAUGGCGCUCGGUGUUCUUCUAUCCUCUCAGAAUUACUGAGCAUGAUCUUCUUGUAGGGAUGAAUGAGAAAAGCUCAAUAGGAAAUGGAAUUUUCGGUAAUGUUUAUGUUGUGAGUUUACCUAGUGGUGAUUUAGUAUCUGUGAAGAAGUUGGUUAAAUUUGGAAACCAGUCUUCAAAGAGUUUAAAAGUUGAGGUUAAAACUUUAGCUAAAAUUAGACACAAGAAUGUUGUUAAGAUUCUUGGGUUCUGUCAUUCUGAUGAGUCAGUUUUUCUCAUCUACGAAUACUUGCAUGGUGGAAGCUUAGGGGACUUGAUUUGUAGUCAGAAUUUUCAGUUGCAUUGGGGAAUUAGAUUGAAGAUUGCUAUCGGAGUUGCUCAAGGACUCGCAUAUCUUCACAAGGAUUAUGUUCCACACUUGGUUCAUAGAAAUGUCAAGUCAAAAAACAUUCUGUUGGAUGUUAACUUCGAGCCAAAACUUACUCAUUUUGCUCUUGAUAGGAUUGUUGGAGAAGCUGCAUUUCAAUCAAUUUUGGAUUCUGAAGCCACAUCUUCAUGUUACAUUGCUCCAGAAUAUGGAUACAAUAAGAAAGCAAGUGAACAAUUUGAUGUGUAUAGCUUUGGUGUUGUAUUGCUAGAGCUAAUUUGUGGAAGACAAGCUGAGAAAACAGAUUCAAGUGAUGACUCUUCACUUGACAUAGUGAAAUGGGUUAGAAGAAAAGUGAACAUUACUAAUGGGGUGAACCAAGUUCUUGACACUAGAAUAUCACAUUCUUGUCACCAAGAAAUGGUUGGUGCUUUAGAUAUUGCUCUAAGCUGCACUUCUGUGGUACCUGAGAAAAGGCCAUCAAUGUUGGAAGUUGUUAGAGGUCUUCAGUCUCUUGAGUCAAGGACUUGUAUUGCAAAUUUGCAGGGUCCAAGUGAUGAACCCUCUGUUCCUGUUUGA